Messenger RNA from Symbiodinium necroappetens, 1611 nucleotides. NCBI's taxonomy places the organism in Eukaryota, Dinophyceae, Suessiales, Symbiodiniaceae. The record is from the annotation of a GenBank genome assembly.
AUGUUUUUCUGGCUUCUGGCAGCAAGCACCCAGCCAUGCGCAUCCUUCAGCCGCCCCAGCUUUUCCGUGAAGACACUUGCAGGUGAGUCAGUGCAAGAACAGCCUGGGAAUUGGGCGCCGGCAUUGGUGGAACCGCAGUGGGCGGAGUGGAAAGCCUCUCACCCAAGGUUCUGCUCAAUGUUCCGGCCCUUGUGUGACAGUGGCUUCCCUUCGAACCAGCUAGCAGUCAUGACGGCACAAGACAUGAGGGAGCACAUGCUUGGCAUUGGAUCCUGCUGGUUUGCGCCGCUCGUCAUUCUCUGCGCAGCUUUCGGGGUCUUGCGCCCUGGAUUGCCGGCAGCAAGCAGUUCGGCAUUCUGCCUCGACAAGCUUACCGCCUGGUGGCAUCGCGGCCCGAGACUCUCAGCAAUUUCAUUCAAAGCCUAUUUGUGCAUGCUGCUUUUGAUUGAGCUGCUUGGCCUGUCAGCACCGGAGCCCACAGUCCUUUCGUUGCCCGAAGCCUUGGGACGAGUGCGGCGACAUCCCUAUGGACCGGGAGCCGAGUUGGGACUGCUGGAGGGUCACGGCUUGGCAGACUCGCCGCAUCUGAUUCCACGGCUCACAUACCUGUUCAUGCCAGGUUUGGACGACAGCACCGCUGACGGCUAUGCCUCGUUUCACGCUGUGCUUCGCGCAACACUGAUUGGGGCUUGGUGCAUCUUCCUGGUCACACCAAGCACCUGGAAAAUGACGUCUACAGCGUGCUAUACCUGGGGAGCAGCGAUGUAUGUCUAUUUCGGCAGCCUGAGCAUGAUUUUCGUGCCCACCCAGAGCAUAUGCUCUUCGCACUUUUUUUUGAUGGGGGCUAUCUUCGUCGUGCCACAUGCUGAGAGUACUGAUGCCCAAGCUUGGUUGUGGAAGUUUCUGGUCAUGAGCAUUCUGGCACCAUACUACCUUGCAGCGGGCUUCGCGAAGCUGCGCUACGCUGGCUGGGUAUCAGUUCUAACGGGAAGCUGGAUGCAGCCCAACUUGAGGAAUUUCCCGUCGUUCUUCCCCGGCUUUAAUGCCUGGGCAGCACACACACCAUUCGUGACAGCCUUAUUUUCAUUCGGAUGCAUGCUCGUCGAGUUCGUGGGGCCACUGCUCGUCCUUUCCAUUGAUGGAAAGCCAUGCUCCAAGGUUGCGCGGUGGGCACUUACGGUGUGGAGUUGCCUUGUCCUCGGCUUUCUUGUGGGAGCCUUCGUAUUCCUCAGCCCAAAUUUUGUUCGCCAGGUUCCCUUGACAAUCAUGAUUCUACAUGGGCUCUGGUGCUCAGAUGGAUCCGAGAGCCAGCAUCCUGACGCUCAAGACGCCCCACCUUUGGUAUAUCACUGCAGAGUCAUAUUGGCGAUGCUGCUUUUGAGCUCGUGGUUUGCCGUUGAAAUGUGGUCAGACAUGGCACAUCUCACCGGCGCAACGCCACAGCUAUCGAAGCAUGAUCCAGGAUGGCCAAUCGGUGAGUUUGGCAUGUUCGUCCAACCUUCGGAGACAUCGAACUAUGCACGCUCUCUGUUUCUGGAGUUGUUUGUGUUUUGCUGCCUCUGCGUGAAGAAAUGGCAAGACAUUUGGUCCGCCGCGAAGAGCGACACAUAA